Molecule: messenger RNA, 1219 nt
Organism: Coregonus clupeaformis (lake whitefish)
Lineage: Eukaryota; Metazoa; Chordata; Actinopteri; Salmoniformes; Salmonidae
Gene: cebp1
Product: CCAAT/enhancer binding protein (C/EBP) 1
Exons: 3
Coding region: 119-742 (207 amino acids)
Biological process (GO): DNA-templated transcription; myeloid cell differentiation; regulation of transcription by RNA polymerase II
Molecular function (GO): RNA polymerase II cis-regulatory region sequence-specific DNA binding; DNA-binding transcription factor activity, RNA polymerase II-specific
Source: RefSeq, a predicted model, not a curated record
GAGGAAGUGAUGGUGUGAUGAUCAGAUGAGUACCUGUCUUAACAGUGUUUAUGAGCAGAACAUUGAGGGAGGAACUCACAAAACAGAAAAGGCAGUACGACGAUAAACAAAUUCAGAGAUGUCUCAGUGUUCUGUGAUUCAAGAGUACAGCCCUACAGUUUCUGCCACAUACACAACCUUUAGUCACGCUUCUACAACCGUGGCCUUGAACCCUGACCCAUCGACCCCGGCACCCUUUACCAAUGAUAUGCCUCAGAAGGACGGGAUUCCAUACAGCCAGUCGAUGGGGGCUCAGGGAUUGGUUAGGACUGGCAGUAACAGAAUGGCAGAGCAGAUGAUGGGAUUGUCAUACCUGUCCUACGCACCUUGCCACAACGCACCUUCCACAGAGACUGCCGGCCAACAGAGUCACAUACUGCAACAGGACUUUUCUCCCUUCCUCCUCCCCCUUCCUCCCGGCCCCCUGCGAAGCCCCCUGCAGAAGAGGGGCCUGACCAAGGACACCAUGGAGUAUCGACUGCGGCGGGAGAGGAACAAUAUUGCCGUGAGGAAGAGCCGAGACAAGGCCAGGCGACGCAUACAGCUCACCCACCAAAGGGCUCUGCAGCUGCAUGAGGAGAACCACCGCCUGCAGAUUCUCAUAGGGCAACUCACACAUGAAUUGGACACUCUCAAACACAUCUUGUCACAGCGUCACCUACAGCCCAGAGGUGAGAAUGCAGCCAGGGAAGAGGGCUGUUGAGUGUGUUGGGGAGCGCUGUAGAGAAUGACAGCCACUAUGUGUGGUUCUGUAUGAAAAUAUGCUCUUUUGUCACACUGGUGGAAAUUGUACAUUCCUAUACAUUUUUAUAAAACAGUUACAUAAGUGCUUUCAUCUGGGAGUAUCCCAAAAGUUGACAUAAUACAGGGUUAGUGCGUAAGUCAACAAAGGCUGUGAGUCAAAGAACACAAAGUUCCAAGUACUUUAAAAGCCUUUUGUCUUUGGUUAGAUGACACAGAUUUCAGUACACUUUCUACCUCCACUACAUUUUCUUGGAAAUUGCAUGGCAAGAAUGAUUACCCUAUCUGAUUACCCAAUACCUUUUAUGGUUUCAAAAAUAUUAAUUUAAUUAAGCACCACUAAGAAUAAGGAAGUUGUCAAGAAAUGUUAGAUAUCAGGCAAAAGUUAUGUAAUUGUACAAUUCAACAUUUUUAAAAUAAAAAUUAUUUUUAUGGCUCU